ACAUCGAGGAAUACCAUGGAUUGUAUAGAAUGUAGAAAGGUUGGUAUUGAAGACUAUGAUUCUGUUAUGGCUAUCCGGACGGACGUCUAUGAUGGGCUGGACUACCUACCUGCCCUAUACCGGACAAUCAUGACCAAUCACACUGGGUAUGCCGUAUUCGUGAAUAAGAUUAUGGUAGGGUUUGAAUGCGUUUCUCUCAUUGAUGAUGGUGAGACAUUAAUAGCACGUGCAGCACGCAUCCGUAAAGAAUACGAAGGUAAAGGAUUGACCUCUCAUCUGGAAAACGCCAUUACACGAGACAAUGCAGACAAACCUAAGCUUAUACGUAGGGUUUACACAUCUGCAAACAAGACUGUCUUACAGAGUGUAGAGGAAGGGGGAGCUGACCUUGUAUUACAGAAGGCGAUCCUGUUAUACAAAGGACUGAUGUCAAAUAUCCUCCCUUCCCUGCCUACCGUUGAUAACACCAUAGUUAGGAUCCUAACCAAGGAGGACCUAAAGAAACUGAUGUCAUCCAAAACAGACACAGACAGGCUGUUCCCAAAAGGAAGAAUAACUGUUGACUGGGUACCGUAUCGUCUGUUGGCAACUAACGUUGAUCACUUCUUCAACGAAUUUUGUCACAUUUUGGGCAGUGAUUUGAAAGACGGCAAGUCGGAAGGGUUAGAAUGCAUUUCACUGGCUGUUGGAUACAGCGUACCUAAUGGAAUUCGAUACAACGUUGAACUCUACGGCAACUUCACCGAAGAAAUCCUGUCAAUUCACAUGGCGGAGCAUCUCGGGAAGUGCUCAACAUUUGGAAAAGAGAACAUCAAUUUAUUGUUAUAUUAUGAUCAUGGUGCAGACGUUCUAACGAAAACAAUGCACCAAUUUGGAAUGACUAUAUCUGAUGCCUUUCUCUCAAACAUGAUGUAUGGUAUGGAAGAGCCUAUGGUUCCACUAUCGAAAUAUUGA
Molecule: messenger RNA, 954 nt
Organism: Ylistrum balloti
Lineage: Eukaryota; Metazoa; Mollusca; Bivalvia; Pectinida; Pectinidae
Product: histidine N-acetyltransferase-like
Exons: 3
Coding region: 16-954 (312 amino acids)
Source: RefSeq, a predicted model, not a curated record